AACACAGACUGUGGUCACUGACCGGAGUCUCUUCUGUCUUUAUUCUCCUCAAGUCACACCGCAUGUCUGACCCAGGGGUCCAACCUGCUGCUGGGAGAAAUCUGCACUCACAUCCCCGAGAUCUGUCAGAUGGAUGCGGAGCUGACGAUGAAAAGAUCGCCUGAUAUGUUUGUUGGCAUUUUCGCUCAUCGCCUAUUUAUGGGAGGCAGCGGCGGCGGCUCGGCCCUUUCUUUAUUAUAAGGAAAGAGAUCUCCGCGGUUAUAGCUAUGUGAAAAGAGCAGAUCGCCGAAUAAUUCUCGUUUCGCGAUCCCGAGGAAUAAUUAUGAACAACGCGCAAGAUAUGUCGCCCGAUUUCGUGUUGAUGCGCCUGGUUUCCGCGGCCGAGGAUGACCGCUUGGACGCGGAAAACGGGAAUCUGCCGCCGGGAGGAGUGUCGGUGGCGGGGCUGGGGAAGGACGUCCUGGCUCACAGCGGAGUCAAACCGGGGUUGGAUAUCAGCCGAGACCCGACGGUGGGCCUUGAGCAUCCCAACAAAGGCCAUCCGCCGCACGGAGAGACUGCACCUGACACCGGGGGGACGGAGAGCCGAGCCCCGGCGCCUGCUCCGCCGCAGAGCCCCAUGGAGGCCCAGGGCUUUGACUUCGCCCCCAGCCCCGGUUUAAGGCCUCAGCUGCUCGUCUUCUCCAAUAUAAUGCGGAAUGGAGAGGGGAUUUUAGAAUUAGACCGUCGGAAUCAGCAAAGGGAUGCUAUGGGUUUGGAUCAGAGCGCAGGCCCGGCGGUCAAUAACAACAGCCGGAGCACCGGGGACGCGCAGCAGCAGGACCUGAUGGACCGGACAUGGGGAGCGCAUCCGCCGGGCGAGAUGCACCAGGGAGCUGCGGAGCUUUGCCGCCGGCACCGACUCAUCACUACCACGCCCGAGUGGCCCUUGUUGUCGGAGAGAUCCAACCCUCUCACCGUGAUUGACUCUAAAUGGGGGUGCGCCUCCAGGGACAGAGAGGGAGCCGUGUUCGAGCUGGCGCGACGUUUCGGGGAGCUGGGGGUCGGUGCGGUGCCCAAGAUGCUGCUCAAAGCCGGGGAGCUCCCGCAAUGUUCGUGUCAGGGAGCUCACAGGCCGGCCGGAGGAGGAGUGGAGCCCAGGGGCGACCCCACUGAAACCAGCGAUGCUCUGCUGGUGCUGGAGGGGCUGGGGAGCGGGGAUGUCGGCCUUGACAUGGACGAGUGCACGGAGGGGGAUCCGGACGAUGAGAUCGGACGCAGAGAGUUUCUACUGAACAGGAAGAGGGAAAUAGUUCAGAAAAUGUCGGGGUCUUUCUCCCUCAGCAGCUUCCAGGCGGAGUUGAGGCGGCAGGUGGAGGGGAGCGAGGCGGCGGCUGCACACCUGCACGGCUCUCAGGUGUGCAGCCUCCACGGGGGGUUAGCCAGGAGGAUCUCGCAGGUAAGCUCCGGGGACUCAGAGGUGGCAGCCCAGGUUACAGCCACAACACCGUUAUCUACACCCACACCGGUCCAGAACUCACCUUGGGGCACAAGUCCAAACCUGAGCCAGGUGUCCACCCCCAGGAGGAGGCCGGAGAGGUGUGCCAGCGCGCCCAGGACUCCCACCUCAGGCUGGGGCUCCGGGGGGGAAAAGAUGCUCAAAGUGCCAGGGAAGUCCAAAAAGGGCUCGUUAAAGAUCCGCCUGAGUAAACUGUUCCGGACUAAAAGCUGCAGCGGCUCCAAUCACCUGCUGGACAAAAGGCCCUCAGUGACCUACUCAGUAUCCUCUGCUGGGAGUCUGGUGGACAUGGCGAGCAGCCCUGGAGCUGAGCCGGACAGCCACAGCCAGCCCAGACUGACCCGGGCCCACAGUGCCUUCUCCCCCGCCUCCCUCUCUGCCUCCCUCUCUGCUUUCACCGGUGAGACAGUUUCCCUGGUGGAUGUUGAUAUUUCGCGGCGAGGGGCGAACACGCCUCACCCCCCCACGCCUCCCCCUCCUCCACGCAGAAGCCUCAGCCUGUUAGAUGACAUAGCGGGGCCUCAGCCUGGUCCCUUCCUAGUGAGUGUAAUGGGUGCCUCCCUGCAGUCCCUCCCUCUUCCUCUCCCUCCUCCUCCUCUUCCCUCACACGCCACCAUCCAGCACAGUCUCAGCCUCAAUGACGCCUUCCUCCGGGCCCUCCCCCACGCGGCCCCCUCCCCGAUGGGCGCCCCCCCCUCCAGACAGGCUCCGCCCCCCAUGCUGUGCGCCCUGAGGCGAUCUGAGGCCAGCAACUUCACCGCCAGCCUGCGAGAGCUGGAGAAGUGCGGCUGGUACUGGGGUCCGAUGAACUGGGAGGACGCGGAGAUGAAGCUGAAGGGGAAACCUGACGGAUCCUUCCUGGUGAGGGACAGCUCGGACCCUCGAUACAUCCUGAGCCUCAGCUUCAGGUCGCAGGGCGUCACACACCACACACGCAUGGAGCACUACAGAGGUGNACACUCACAAUGGUGUCACCCGAAGUUGAGACGCUGCCACUCGUGUGAGUUUAUCGGAGCGAGCCAUCAUGCACUCCAAGAACGUAAAUUCCUUCUGACUCUGCGCUCCAGACUCCCUGGGCUUCCUCCCACCCCGGUCCAGCUUCUGUAUCCUGUUUCCCGCUUCAGCAACGUGAAGUCUCUUCAACAUCUCUGUCGCUUCUGCAUUCGACAAAUGGUCCGCAUCGACCACAUCCAGGAGCUUCCACUGCCCAGACCACUAAUAUCGUACCUGAGUAAGUUUUAUUACUACGACCCUGAGGAGGAGACGUACCUGUCCAUCAAGAGCGUCCGGAGGGCGGGGGGCGGGCAGGAGGCCGAGUCGCAGACGUAGCAGCAGAGAUCCUCGCAGCUCAAGUUUGUGAAUGGAGGACUGAUCUGAACUGGUCUGCCAGUCUUCCAGCAUCAGCCAAUCACAGUCCCUGGAUGUCUCCGUGUCUCCGGUCGGACUCGGACGGACGCGCCUCUCUCUGGACUCGGACUAACUUAAAAAGACGGACGAGUGUUUGCAGCGGGAAAAACUGUCAGUGAGACGUUCAGGUGCAGAGGACUCAGCCUCGUCUUCAGAGGGACUGACGAGACGCUCUCACCUGAGAAAACAUGUGGAAACUAAAAGGAGGAGAAAAAGAGGAUUACGAUGAACUUGAUUUUUCUGAUGCUACUGAUCUUGGACUUUUAAAAAAACACACAAUGCACUGGUCGAUUUGUACAACUGUUGUUUGCUGCCGUUUCCUUGUUUUUCCUUCCAUGCUGUCAAAAAGAGAGUUUUGGGAUUAAGAGAUAUACACACGACGAGGCCGGGCAUUCACACACUCGAGGGGUCAAAGACGGACAGGCCACCAUGUUGGAGGGCCUGUAAUCGCACUAAGGUUACCCUAUUUUUAUUUAUUAAAAGAAAUGGAAUCUUAAAGGGAAACUUCAGCUUCAAAGUGAACAUUUGUAAAUCUAAAUCUCACCCCGUGACCUUAAACUCACAUGCCUCCGUGGGGGAUUAAGAGUCAUGAAAUGGAGAAAAGUUGUUAUGAUUUGAAGUAAAUAAGUAAAUAUGAAAUCUAUAAAUUAUGCUAUGAAUGAUAUAUGAACACAUCCCUAUGUAAAAACCUUUAGAAUAUUUAUAAGGAUAUAUUUGAAAAGUGUGGUGAAUGGAAGUGACCGUUAAGUGGAGAUUCAUGGCUCAGAGUAAAACAAUAUUUAACGAAAAUAUCCUUUAAGAAAUUCUAGAAGAAUAGAGUUAAUAUCACCAUGGAAACUUCUCCACUUUAUCACUUACAUUUUGACCAUUUUUUAUUGUAUUACAAGCUUUGUUUAAGGUUAUGUCUGGGCGCUGCAACAACAGGAGAACUACGGUAUAUUAAAACAUCCUUUUACAAAAUGUCACACAACAGGUGCAGUAUAAUCCAAGUCUACACACACGAAUUAGGAAUUAGUUAGGGCGGUGGUGGCGAAGUCGAUAGGGAGUUGGCAUGGCAACUGGAAGGUCACCAAUUCAAGUC
Notothenia coriiceps (black rockcod) is the source of this 3986-nucleotide messenger RNA. RefSeq names its product suppressor of cytokine signaling 7 (gene socs7). The transcript is spliced from 12 exons. Gene Ontology annotation, biological process: intracellular signal transduction; phosphatidylinositol phosphate biosynthetic process. Gene Ontology annotation, molecular function: 1-phosphatidylinositol-3-kinase regulator activity. The record is from RefSeq and is a predicted model, not a curated record. Gene Ontology annotation, cellular component: phosphatidylinositol 3-kinase complex. The coding region runs from base 323 to 2827 and encodes 834 amino acids. NCBI's taxonomy places the organism in Eukaryota, Metazoa, Chordata, Actinopteri, Perciformes, Nototheniidae.